GGGGCGGGGCUGAGGGAGGCCUGCGGCCUGCGGCGGGAUGCGGAGCCUGGAGGUAGACGGCCGGCGCUGAGACCCACCGUGCCCGGCAGAGCCACAGCGCGGAGGGGGAGGCCGCGGCCCCCGCAACAUGAGCGGCAGCCGGCCCCGAACGAGCGCCUGGGCCGAGGCGGCCUCGGGGUCCGGCGGCAAAAUUCGAGAUGGGAAUAAGAUGGUAACAGUGGUGGCCACACCAGGUCAUGGGCCCGACAUUCCCAAGGACGUAUCCUACACAGAUAUUAAGAUCAUCGGUAACGGGUCCUUCGGCGUGGUGUACCAGGCCAAGCUGGUAGAGUCUGGAGAGCUUGUCGCCAUCAAAAAGGUUCUGCAGGACAGGAGGUUCAAGAACCGAGAACUACAGAUUAUGCGGAAGCUGGACCACGUGAACAUUGUCAAGUUGCUUUACUUCUUCUACUCCUCGGGAGACAAGAAAGAUGAGGUUUACUUAAAUCUGGUUCUAGACUACGUUCCAGAGACGGUUUAUCGAGUCGCCCGGCACUUCAACAAGGCCAAGCAACCCAUUCCCAUGAUCUACAUCAAGGUGUACAUAUACCAGUUAUUUCAGAGCCUUGCAUACAUUCACUCCCAGGGCGUGUGCCACCGCGACAUCAAACCACAGAACAUGCUGGUGGAUCCUGAUACUGCCAUCCUCAAGCUCUGCGACUUCGGCAGUGCGAAGCAGCUGGUGAAGGGUGAACCCAAUGUAUCAUACAUCUGCUCCCGAUAUUACCGAGCACCAGAGCUCAUCUUUGGAGCUACAGACUACACAUCCAAUAUCGAUAUCUGGUCGGCUGGCUGUGUGCUGGCAGAGCUGCUGCUGGGACAGCCCAUAUUCCCCGGGGACAGUGGUGUGGACCAGCUGGUGGAAAUCAUUAAGGUACUGGGCACUCCUACCCGGGAACAGAUCCGCGAAAUGAAUCCCAACUACACAGAGUUCAAAUUCCCACAGAUCAAAGCACAUCCGUGGCAGAAAGUCUUCAAGUCGCGGACCCCCGCGGAUGCCGUGGCGCUCUGCAGCCGCCUGCUGGAGUACACACCUGCCCUUCGCCUCUCCCCACAGGAGUCCUGCGCCCACCCCUUUUUCAACGAGCUGCGAGACCCCAGCACCCGGCUGCCCAACGGCCGGGAGUUGCCGCCCCUCUACAACUUGAGCCCAGCCGGAGAAUCAACUUCGUCGGACUCGAACCAAGCGUCCACCAGCACAUCGUUUGCCAUCUAAACCGAGGACUAGCAGCGCAGUGCACACCCUUCCCCACCCCUCUUAGCCCUAUCCCUGACCCACCUUAUCGUCCCUAACCCUAUCUCCAUCUUCGUUCUCAUCUCCUGUCCCCAUCCCCAUUCCUCCUUCUCCUAUCCCUAUCCCACAGUCCCACAGUUCAGCUCAGGUACCCCUCCCUUCCCAAACUCCACACACCCUGCCUCCAGGUACUCUGACCCACUCUACAUCAAACCCCUUCUCUCCUCUCAAUCCCACUCAACUCUCACCCUUCCCCCCCCUCCUCUCCCCUCCUACCUGCCUGUUCUCUUCCCUGCCUCUUCUCAUCCCUAUCACCCUCCCUCUCCCCACCCCAUCACUCUCUCCCCUCGCCUUCCCCUCUCUCUCUCCUCCCCUUCCCUUCUCUCUCCCCUCCCCUUCCCCUCUCUCUCUCCUCCCCACCCCUCUCUCCCCUCUCCUUCCCCUCUCUCUCUCCUCCCCUUCCCCUCUCUCCUCCCCUUCCCCUCUCUCCUCCCCUUCCCCUCUCUCCCCUCCCCUUCCCCUCUCUCUCUCCUCCCCUUCCCCUCUCUCCCUCCCCUUCCCCUCUCUCCCUCCCCUCCUCUCUCCCUCCCCUUCCCUCCCUUCUCUCUCCCUCCCCUUCCACUUUCUCAUUCCACUUCCCCUCUCUCUCCCUCCCCUUCCCCCUCUCUCCCUCCCCUUCCCUCUCUCUCCCUACCCCUCCCCUCUCUCUUCCCUUCCCCCUUCUCCCUCCCCCCUCUUUCUCCCUCCCCUCCCCCCUCUUUCUCCCUCCCCUUCCCCCUCUUUCUCCCUCCCCUUACUCCCUCUCUCUCCCUCCCCUUACCCCUCCCUCUCCCCUCCCCCUCCCUCUCCCCUCUCCCCUUCCCCUCUCCCCUUCCCCUUCCCCUUCCCCUCUCCCCUUCCCCUUCCCCUUCCCCUCUCCCCUUCCCCUUCCCCUCCCUCUCCCCUUCCCCCUCCCUCUCCCCCCUCCCCUCCCUUAUUCAUUUGCUCUCUCCACACUACCCUCCCUGUACUUUCCUCUCCUUGUUCCCCAAAACCCCAUCUUUUGCUGUUCCCAGUUUCCCUCCCUCACUCUGACACCUUCCCUCUGAUUUACAUUGCCUUUUCUCAGCCUCCCCUCCCCCUUGCUUCCCUUUUCUGCCUAACCCCUCCCCUUUGGUUCCUCUGUUCCCAACCCCACCCCUUGCUCCGUCUGCUGGCUGCUGAACCAUCGUAACCACCGCGUCUGGACGGAGGGCAAGGCUUAGUCUCAUUGGUGCCAUCUGCUCUGGCUGGCGUCUCCUGCGUGCAUCUGCUCCCUGGGGCAUUGUACAGUGUAGGCGGGUACAUUGUUGGUCUGCCAUCCCCUUCGUCUCUUGUUUUAUUUGUCUAACAUUUUAAUUAAAUCCAAAAUGGAGUUUUUUUUUUUAAA
Molecule: messenger RNA, 2681 nt
Organism: Hypanus sabinus (Atlantic stingray)
Lineage: Eukaryota; Metazoa; Chordata; Chondrichthyes; Myliobatiformes; Dasyatidae
Product: glycogen synthase kinase-3 beta-like
Exons: 10
Coding region: 128-1255 (375 amino acids)
Biological process (GO): insulin receptor signaling pathway; negative regulation of TOR signaling; extrinsic apoptotic signaling pathway in absence of ligand
Cellular component (GO): cytoplasm; axon; nucleus
Molecular function (GO): ATP binding; protein serine/threonine kinase activity
Source: RefSeq, a predicted model, not a curated record